AUGGCAGGAUAUGAAUUAACAAAGUUUAGCGGAUUGACAGAUCCAGAAGAUUUUAUUAGAAAUUUUCGCCGAUGGUGUGAAUGUGCUAAUUAUGACCCAGGUGCUGGACAUAAUAUGCGAAUGAGAAUUCAUGGAAUUUUUGAAAAUUGUCUCGAAGGCGAUGCGAAAGAUUGGUAUGAAGGCAGGAUUAAAAAUAAAAAUUGGGAAUUACAAAAUAUUACUGCAAAUACUGGCGUAGUAACUCUUAACGCUAUUAACGCAUUGACUAAUAAUCAAAUACGCGCUAUCGAUGUUGCCAGAUUUAGAGUUCCGCCUCAUUCAGUAUGGGAUGAAGAUUGGAUAACAUCAGGUGGACAGCCAACUGACUUAGCUCCCAAUCCUCCUAAUGCGGGUAAUAAUGGAAAUGUUGUAGCUCCAAGUAUUACGAUUGGCCAAGGUAAUGAUCCAGUAAAUCGUUUUUAUUCGAAAUUAAAAAGAUUGAUUAAACAAGCUUAUCCCGCAUUAGCAGAAGCGAAUCAGGAGGAGUUAAUUAGACAACAAUUCUUUAAGAGAAUUUCGCAUGAUAACAAAUUAGAAGUAACUCGUAUUGGUCUUGAACAUCCGAUUUCUACCUUAAUACGGAAAUUGGAAGAAAUUGAAAGACGGAAGGCGGAAUUAAUGUUAGGGCAGUACGAUCCCAAUUCUCAUCCAGUCACCUCUCAUUCACGAUCUACAGCUAAUACAAAAGAUUCUUAUAUAACAAGCAAUACAGGUAUAACUGAAACCGAAGUCAGAAACUUGGUAAAAUCUAUGAUGUUAUCUGAACAAUCUCAACCUAUUUCUACACAGUUAGCUCCUCAGCAAAUACAACCACCACAACCGUCUCAGCUGUCACAACCAUCUCAGCCAUCUCAGCUGUCUAAACCUUACUAUGGACCACAGCCCUCAGGAACAUACCAAACUCCCGAUUUACCUCCAAAACCACAGAUAAAAAAAGCAGAAGUCGACUCUGAUGAAGAACUUUCUAAUCACAUGAGUAAGUUGUCAAUAAAUAAGGCUAUAUCUAGACAGGUCAAGAAGGAGAUUAAGAGAUUGUCCCAGCACAGGUGCUCAAACUGUGGUAGAACAGGUCAUAAUUCUCGCAAUUGUAAAUAUAAAAAGCGAAGGUCUAAGAAUAGAUCCAAAAAGACAGGUAGUGUUAAUAAGGUCACUGUGGAUUCAAGCUCUGAGCCAGGUUCAGAUACUGACUCUUCUGAUAACGAUUCUUCAGAUAAUAACUCCGAUUCUGAGGAAACUUCAUCUGAAUCUGAAGCUGAUAUCAAUAAGUCCAAAUCACGCAAAAUGAAUAAAGACAUAUCUACUUCCAAUAAAUCAAUUACCCUUAAACAGAAUAUUCGUCAAAUUUUAUUAGAAAUGCUCGAAAAGGUCUUACUCCCGCACCAGUUGGAGAAACUUAAAUCUGGAGAUAAAUAUUUAUUCAUUCCGGAUUUCACGAAUCGCCGAGAUCCGAUCCCAGCAAUACCUGAUUCAGAAGACGAAGAGACAUUGGAUGAUCCUAUGGAAAUUGAUUUUGUUCAGAGAAAAAGAUCCGGCUACAGAUGUUAUCCUGGUGCAAAUUUUCCAAUUAUGUCUGAAGAUAUAGCUAAACGAUUAAAGUUGGUAAUUGAUACGAAAGAAAAACAUGAUCUUAGAGGUAUUGCUACUAUUCCUACAGAAUCUCUUGGAACUACCCGAAAUGUAGCAGUAGACUUUAUUCCAGAUAAAUAUGAUUAUGAUUUGCUCGCGUCGAAACGAGAAUUAAAGCUCGUAUGUAAUGGUAAAGAGUAUUUUAUUCCGAUAAACAUGCACAAAGUCAAGAAUAAACUUGAAGUAAAUUGCGCUACUGCAUCUCAAGAUGAUAGGGACGGAGUCCCAUUGCUUUGCAAUAAGCCUUUGGUAUCCGAUCAAAUUUCACAGAAUACCAAUAGUAAUGAGAGUGAGGAUAAUGAAUCAUUGGAGAAAUGGCAUGCUCCCGCGGGUUUUAGUUUAGAUUCUGAUGAUUCAACUUUAAAAAAAAACGCAUGA
Paraglomus brasilianum is the source of this 2043-nucleotide messenger RNA. The record is from the annotation of a GenBank genome assembly. NCBI's taxonomy places the organism in Eukaryota, Fungi, Glomeromycota, Glomeromycetes, Paraglomerales, Paraglomeraceae.